AUGUUUUACGAACUUAUGGCUAUUGCCAGAAUAUCGGACCCUCUCAAGUCGAAUAAGGAAGCGGUGAAGAUUGUUUCCACGGUGGGAAAGUUGAUUUUGGCCAACAGAGGGAUCAUCAGAUCAAUCACAAAUAUGGGAGCAAAGAACUUGCCUAAAAUACUUAAAAAGGAACAGGAAAAGCAUUUCCAGGGCCACUAUUUCAUGAUGGGUUUUGAUUGUUCCACCAAGGUGCAACAAGAAUUGUUAAGAACAUUAUUAAGAGAUCCAAGAAUCCUUCGUGCGAAUAUCAUGAGGAAUAAAACUGAAAAGAACUUGAACACUGGAGUAUCCUUCGAGAGAGCGUACAAGAGCACUCCCAGGGAAUAG
This is a messenger RNA of Dujonia railenensis, 366 nucleotides long. The record is from the annotation of a GenBank genome assembly. Lineage: Eukaryota; Fungi; Ascomycota; Pichiomycetes; Serinales; Debaryomycetaceae.